CUCUCUCUCUCUCACUCUCUCUAUCCCCCCCUUCACCCCCCUUUUGUUGUUACCAGUGAUCGCUAGCAAUGCUGCCAUAGCAACCAGGAAACACUCCAGUGUGUAUGCAUGUGUAUGUGCGUGUGUGUGUGGGGAAGACACUAAACGCUAAAUGCUUGAGCAGCGCGGGACACUGUAGGAAAGGAGAGAUAUUCACUCCGACGUUGCAGGUUAUAAGGUUUCUGUGGAUGAUCUGAUAUUCCUGUGGAAUCAGAUUUUUGCCCCGGGUCAGGUGUAAUGGCCUCCAGCGGCGCAACUGCCCUCCUGCCCCCUGUGAAGAGCGUGGUGGUGUAUAAGAAUGGAGAUCCCUUCUUCUCAGGGAGGAGGUUUAUCGUGAAUCAGAGGCAGGUCUCUACCAUGGAGUCUUUCUUGAACGACGUGACUCUGAGCAUCGGAGCCCCGCUGGCCGUGCGGACGCUCUACACGCCACGCUACGGGCACCGGGUCGCCGAUCUGGAGCACCUGCAGCAGGGGGCGCAGUACGUGGCUGCCGGAUUCGAGAGGUUUAAGAAGCUCGAUUAUCUGAGUCUGGGAUCGAAGAGAACUCCUGCGGCUCGAAACGGAGACUACAUGCAGGCUAGAGGAAUCAACAGACCCAACGUGUCCGCAAAAUGGAGGAAGGUUAUAACUCUGCCCUGCAUUAUACAUGUGUUCAGGAACGGGGACGUCCUCAGUCCCGCCAUGCGCUUCAUCAUCCCUCGAAGCGUCCUGAAAAACCUGGAGCAGAUUCUCAGCCUGGUCUCAGAGAAAGCCAUGCUGCGCACCGGCGCUGUUCGCAGGCUGUGCACUCUGGACGGUGUGACGGUGACAUCGGCCGAGGAGCUGGAGAGCGGACAGUGUUACGUAGCCGUCGGAGCCGAGCGCUUCAAGAAACUUCCGUACGUGGAGCUGCUGCUGAACAAAGCGCCUGGUGGCAGUGCAGACAGACACUACGUGGCAGAUCGUGGCCUGCACAGGAGGUCAGAGAACAGGAAGUUUCCUCAGGACAGCAACAGUGACUCCGCCCUCCUUCACUCAUCAGAGAGGGACGGCAGGCGUGUGAAGUCCACGGGAGACGAGGCCGAGGCGGAGGGAGAGAAUCUGUCUCAGCAGCUGCAGAGGAGGAGAGAAGGAGGAAGGGAAAGAGAGGAGCACUCCAAUUUUUAUGCCAAACCCGUCCAAGUGCGCAAACACAGACCCCCACACAGAGUUGCACCCAGAGGCACAGGCCAAGCAAGUGUGUUUAAGGGGGUAGGGCGGAGGAGAGAGGAGGUGCGAGGAGCUGAGGAGGUGGCUGAGGAUGAGAGCACGGCUGUGGAGCUUCCUGUAGAUCAGAGGGUUGCUGAAAUCGUUCAGGAAGAGGAGCUCAACCACAGCCAACCCGAAACAACAAAUCACAUACAUCAGACAGGAGCACCUGAUGAUCGCAUGACCUCAUCCACACGCUCCAGUCCAUCUCCUAGCAACAGAGAGAACAACGUGAAGGAGUACGGCCCGUCUGAUGAAGAGACCUCGUUACAGAGACGAAGCUCUUCUCCGAGCACGGAGGCGGAAGAGCGGGAUGAGGACCUACUCAGCGAAGACCUGGACCAUGAAAGAGGCCAAGAUGAUAAAGAUGAAGGUCCGGAGGAAGCUGAAGAACCGGAGACGCAGGACCAUAUCCGUCCUCCCUCCUCAUCCUCACAGCAUAAAGAGUGACACGUUGUUAUAUCAGAUAUCAAACACAACCAUAAAUACCUACCCCCAUAACUCCUCCUCCACCACCACCACAUGCUGUUUAAAGUCUAGCUCUAACCUUUUAU
Hemibagrus wyckioides is the source of this 1820-nucleotide messenger RNA. It is a transcript of the gene dcdc2b, whose product is annotated as doublecortin domain containing 2B. Gene Ontology annotation, biological process: intracellular signal transduction. The record is from RefSeq and is a predicted model, not a curated record. The transcript has 14 exons. Gene Ontology annotation, cellular component: microtubule organizing center; microtubule. Lineage: Eukaryota; Metazoa; Chordata; Actinopteri; Siluriformes; Bagridae. The coding region runs from base 277 to 1716 and encodes 479 amino acids.